UGGUGAAGCAUCAGCUGGAUAGCAAGUUCAGGUGAUGCUCCUAUGGAACGGAGGCCAUUCUCAAAAAAAAGUUCCGAGUGAACAACCCAGCCCGGAACCCACACGGACAAGAUGUUCCCACCUCCCCUCGGACUCCGUCUCUUAUGGACGGUUUUCCCGCGUCUGGAUCCUGCGACACGUCUCCGACGGUAUCGGUACUUCAUUCUGAUGUCGACGUUCCUUGCGUACUUGUGCUAUCACAUGACUCGGAGACCCAUCGCUGUCGUUAAGGCUGUGCUGAAUCACGACGGCAACUGUUCCACCGCCCGCCCUCAGAUCAACAGGACAGUGCCCGCAAACGAGAGUGGCACAUGGUGCGAUUGGGAACCCUUCUCUGGCGACAGUCCGUACUUCGGAUAUCUGGACUCCGCGUACCUGUUCUCCUACGCGAUAUGUAUGUUCGGGUCCGGUUUCGUCGCGGAGCGGAUGCAUCUGCGAUACUUCCUGUCGCUGGGGCUCAUGCUCUCCGGGCUAAUGACUUACGCCUUUGGAAUCGGUUAUACCUUGAACUUGCAUUCGUUCUGGUUCUACCUGAUUGUGCAGAUAAUUUCCGGGGGCGUCCAGAGCUCUGGGUGGCCAGCCGUAGUCACGCUCAUGAGCAACUGGUAUGGCAAGACUAAAAAGGGUCUCAUCUUCGGGAUUUGGAAUGCCCAUACCUCGGUGGGAAACAUCGUUGGAGCCUUGAUUGCCGGAUCCUUCGUCGACUACAAUUGGGGAAUGUCGUUCUUCGUACCCGGUCUGAUUUGUUGCGCGGUCGGUCUCUUCGUCCUCUUGUUCGUCCCACCGGUUCCGGAAGAAGUCGGCAUUGACAGCGAGGCUCCCGCCGGGGCGGAUGCCACGGACGACGAGUCAUUGGUGACCGUUGCGGGAGCCAGUAUGUCGCGCGGCCGAGAGAUCGGUCCCGAUGAACGGACGGCACUACUGGAAACUUCCGGAGAACACAAGCAAGCGAUUUCUUUCUUCAGAGCUUUGGCUAUCCCAGGUGUCAUCGAGUUUUCGCUCGCCUUGUUCUUUGCGAAACUCGUUGCUUAUACAUUCCUGUUCUGGUUACCUCUCUACCUCGAGAGCUCGACGGGAUACGAUGCUCAAACGGCAGCAAAGCUCUCGACCGCUUUCGACAUAGGCGGUAUAUUCGGUGGUAUUCUAGCCGGAUACCUGUCCGAUAGAACCGGCGCGAGCGCAACAACUUCAGUGGUGUUCCUCUUUUUGGCUAUACCGAUGUUAUUCGUGUACAAAAUGUUUGGCACGGUGAAUGUCGUUUUGAACGUGCUUUUACUGCUGUGCACGGGAUUUCUGGUCAACGGUCCAUACGCACUGAUCACUACAGCGGUCUCGGCCGAGCUAGGUUGCCAUCCGUCGAUUAAUAAGAAGAGCAACGCUUUGGCGACGGUCACUGCGAUCAUCGAUGGGACUGGAUCGGUGGGAGCCGCUCUUGGACCUCUCUUCGCUGCGGUUCUGAAGAACGCUCUGCCCAGAUGGCUCGCUGUGUUCCUCAUGGUCAUGAUCUCGAAUCUCUUGGCUCUUAUCUGUCUUCUGAGAAUCAGCAUCAAGGAAAUCGCUAGAAUGCGGCGCCGAGAAGACAGCUCUCACGUGGAAUGAUCUCAAUAAGAGCCGCGAGGGUUCGUUUUGAUACGCGCGUAUUGUUCCUCCUAGUCGUCGUCGGUUUACAUUGUUAAUACCCAAAGGAUUGUUGUUAGAAUCUAUUCGCCCGGAACUGCAGGAGCUGUCGCUCGACGCGAGAUCGCUCAAGUCACUGGUGAACAAAGUCGCUCCGCGACCUUACCUGGAUAGUUUUAGGGUCGCAAGAUCAAUCCUUGUGAUUCCAAGACGACAUAACGACGUACCUUCAUGCAUAUAAACAUAUAUAUAUGAUGACGUUCAGGCGUCUACGGAGUCUGUACAGCCAAGGUAGGGGGAGCCGAGCACCUUGAAGGAAGAAGGUCUGAUAUUGUGCUUGAAGGGACCAUUUUUGGAGCAAAUCUAGUGAGAUGUUCGAGGGAAACCUGAUUUCGGAACUCAGGAGAAACUCUUGGAAGGUUUCCUUUUGUAUAUCAACGUGUUUCCAUCAUCUGAGUGAUAAACUUCUGAAAAUAUAAUUUAAGAGACAAG
Messenger RNA from Galendromus occidentalis (western predatory mite), 2148 nucleotides. RefSeq names its product major facilitator superfamily transporter 16 (gene MFS16). Bases 112 to 1638 code for a protein of 508 amino acids. Gene Ontology annotation, cellular component: membrane. The transcript is spliced from 4 exons. Lineage: Eukaryota; Metazoa; Arthropoda; Arachnida; Mesostigmata; Phytoseiidae. Gene Ontology annotation, molecular function: transmembrane transporter activity. The record is from RefSeq and is a predicted model, not a curated record. Gene Ontology annotation, biological process: transmembrane transport.